Messenger RNA from Hibiscus syriacus, 1116 nucleotides. RefSeq names its product AP2-like ethylene-responsive transcription factor At1g16060. Gene Ontology annotation, biological process: regulation of DNA-templated transcription. The transcript has 10 exons. Gene Ontology annotation, molecular function: DNA-binding transcription factor activity; DNA binding. The record is from RefSeq and is a predicted model, not a curated record. Lineage: Eukaryota; Viridiplantae; Streptophyta; Magnoliopsida; Malvales; Malvaceae. The coding region runs from base 14 to 1060 and encodes 348 amino acids.
UAUCCCUGUUUUGAUGGCGCAAAACUCGCAUCAAUACCAGAAGAACGGUGCUGAUAAUGAAAACAGUGAUGCAUUCAUCGCUGCAAAGCCUACAACCAAACGGAAGCGGACUCGUAAAACUGCUCCCCGUCACUCUCCUCCCCAACGUACCUCCACUUAUCGAGGUGUUACAAGGCACCGAUGUACGGGACGAUUCGAAGCUCAUUUGUGGGAUAAGGAUUGCUGGAAUGAAUCGCAGAACAAAAAAGGAAGACAAGUAUAUUUAGGUGCUUAUGCCGAUGAAGAAGCGGCAGCACAUGCAUAUGACUUGGCUGCAUUAAAGUACUGGGGACAUGAUACUAUCCUCAAUUUCCCAUUAUCAACUUAUGAAAACGAGCUAAAGGAAAUGGAGUGUCAAUCCAAAGAAGAAUAUAUUGGAUCUUUGCGCAGGAAAAGCAGCGGAUUUGCUCGGGGGGUCUCGAAAUACAGAGGCGUAGCCAGGCAUCACCACAAUGGAAGAUGGGAAGCUCGAAUUGGCAUAGUUUUUGGCAACAAAUAUCUCUACCUUGGAACAUAUGCCACACAAGAAGAAGCAGCGAUGGCAUAUGACAUGGCCGCCAUAGAAUACAGAGGACUUAAUGCUAUUACAAACUUCGACCUAAGUUGUUACGUUGAUUAUAUACGUUCAAAUCAUCGAAAUCAGUCGAAUGAUUCUGAAAAUCAUGAACGAGAUCUCAAACACGAUAUCGAUUCUAAAUUAGGGUUUUUCAUCGAGUCUCAAACUAUCUUUACAGGUGAUAAACGAUUAAUUGGUAACAAGGACUGUGCUAGAUCAAAAUCAUCAGCACUGGGUCAUUUGUUGCGAUCGUCGAGAUUUAAGAAAAUGCUAGAGAGGACCUCGGCAACAACGCGUCCAUCAAUGCCACCGAAACCCGAUGCACCUCGUCGAAGCUUUCCAGAUGACAUUCAAACAUACUUUGAUUAUCAAGAUUGUAGCAGCUAUACCAAGGAUGAUGAUAUUAUUUUUAGCGAUCUAAAUUCACUAGCGAUACCAUUGUUUCAUUGUGAACUUGAUGGCUAGAUUCAAUAAUGAGCUAAGUGGAUUUAGUGGCAAUAACAUAAUUAAAUUUGCAGGGA